Pimephales promelas (fathead minnow) is the source of this 2657-nucleotide messenger RNA. It is a transcript of the gene saraf, whose product is annotated as store-operated calcium entry-associated regulatory factor. Lineage: Eukaryota; Metazoa; Chordata; Actinopteri; Cypriniformes; Leuciscidae. Gene Ontology annotation, cellular component: endoplasmic reticulum membrane. The record is from RefSeq and is a predicted model, not a curated record. Gene Ontology annotation, biological process: regulation of store-operated calcium entry.
CACGGAAGCGGAAGUGUGAUAAGAAUGAUGAUGCACUGAGCUGUUACAUUUGUUUACAUCAGACUUUAGUUGUACUUUGUGGGUAAAAGACACGUACCUGUAACAGUUGGGCAUUUCAGACUACUCGAGGUUAAGGAAGUGAUUUUUCCAUCACAACUGGAGAAAUGAGGACCGCAGGAGUUUUAUUCCUUCAUCUUUUGCUGUUGAUUGUGCCUCACAUCCGCUGCUGGAAUGAUGACGCUGUGUUGCUGCGUGAUGUUCAGGUGCUGACGCUCUACAAAGGACGCUACACCACCGCACGCCGCUCCAGCCCCGUUCUACAGCUGCAGUGUGCUGGAGGGACCGCUGGCUGCGGGUCGUUUGUUCCAGAGGUGGUGCAGUGUUACAACAGAGGAUCAGAUGGCAUAGACACACAGUGGGAAUGCAAGGCUGACAUGGACAACUUGUACAGGUUUGGGCGCGUGGAGGUCUCCUGUGAGGGCUAUAGCAGUCCUAAUGAUGCCUAUGUACUGAGAGGCUCAUGCGGUCUGGAGUAUACGCUAGAGCUCACGGCAGAAGGGAAGCAGCAGAACACUCAUGGCUCGUCUGGCUUCUCAGGCUUUGCCUCUAACUUCUUCCAAGGCUCUUCCAAUCAAAAACAGCAGUAUAGAGGAGACCCCUAUCAGCAGGCUAACGGCCCGUCUGGCGAUGGAGUGGGUGGGCUGAUAGCAAUAGCAUUUCUUCUGCUGGUGGCAUAUGUUGUAUACAAGAUGUUUCUGUGCAGUCCUUCUCACGGCCACCAGGGGUACAAUGCAGAUGGGACUCAGGGAUACGGCGGGGCCUCGGAUAACAGUCACGGCAUGGGACCGCCACCUCCUGGAUUUAAACCAGAUUAUUACUCAGAAGACCACUCCAGCUCAAGGCCCGGGUAUGGCUUUUCCGAUGCGUACACCAGACCUCAGAGUUCCUGGACUGGUUUCACUGGUGGAAACAGACCUGGUGGGGGUGGAUUUUGGACUGGAAUGGGCACCGGAGGAAUCCUUGGAUAUUUGUUUGGGAGUCAGAGACGCCAGCCACCAAUGGGGUUUGCUAGACCAUCUUAUUCCAACAUCCCUUCUCCUGCACCAAAAACAAGCUCAGGAACACGAACCGCCUCAGGUUUUGGAGGAACUAAAAGAAGAUAGAUGAGAUAUGAGCGUCUACUCUCACAGCCUCGGUUCUCAGAUUUGACAUGAUCAACGGGCACAUUACAAAUAUUUACAACUUUUUCUUCAUACUACUGUUUAUUCAUAACCUAGACGUUGCUUGACCAGAUGUAGGACGUUAUUGAUUUAGAUUUUGGUUAUUGGUUUGUUGCUUCUCUUUUUUCAUACUGCAUGUAACUAUGUAUAAAAAAAACAAAAAAACACCAAAAACAUGUGAUUCUACUGUUUUUCAAGCAUUUAUUAGAAUUUUGGAAAUUAUUGGAAAAGAAAAAUGUUUGAAUGUUUUAAAAGGCCUUUAUUUUCCAUAUAAUUCUAUUUCUGUAAAUAUAAGUCUAAAUGAACCCUAUACGCUUUAUUCACAGCAGCGCCAUCUUUGAUUUUUAAUGAGAAUGAAAGCGAGGCUGUGAGGGAUAGACUUGCAUCUCUUCAAUGGGCUGUAUUGUUAUUUAAUGUGUUUUCGGAUUGUUCUGCUCAUGAAACACUGGAGAAAUAUCUUUCCAAGAAAUGUCAGUUGACUAAAAACUCCCGACAAUGUAAGCUGUGGAAAAUUGUAAGUAAUCUAGCCGCUUUAUUCAGCUUUUUACAGCGGAUGCCAUUGGAAACACGGUAAGUCUAUCCCUCACAGCCUCACUUUCAUACCUGUCAUGGCGCUGCUCUGAAUAAGGUCUAUUUACUUAAUGCAAGUACUUGGUCUUAUUCUGCAGUGAUUCAAUAUUAUUCCAAAGAAAUUUUUAUUUUAUUAUUAAGUCUUUUAUUAAAUCCCUCCGUGGAAAAAAAAUAUUCUGGCUCCAUUCUGACAUGGUACUCCCACUUUUGACAAUCUUAAUCAAUAAAAUAAGUCCCUGGAUAGAUUCUCAUUGAAAAUUCUGUUUUAUAGUAUAAUAAAGUAAAAUGUCAUUUUUUUGUUUAUGUUGACUUUAUAUUAAAAUUAUGUAAAAGAUAUAUUGUGUGAGUGUGUGACAUUAGCUUAUACUGGACCUACUGUGAAAAGUGCUUAAGCUAUUGGCUAUCGUGAAAACAUGCAAACUGAUACGUUAAGGCAUAAGAUGUCAAUUUGCUUACUCUAUUACUCAUUGUCUUUAUAUUAAAAUUCUGAUUUGGAAAAGCUUUGAAUGACUAUACUGUGGUGUGCAUCUUGAUACAAAAUAAUGACUCUGAUUUUAAGUUUAAGAUAUAUCAGUGCAAGUUGCUUUGUUUAAAACAGCUCGAACAUGCAUUUUAGUCUGGGACUAGCUUAAACCUUGUCUGUGAAAUCAGGGGAAUGUGUCUACUGCUAUAGUCAUGAUUCAGAUUAUGAGAACAUCAAGGUUUUCCACUUGAUUUAAUAUAAAGAUAUCUGAUUAAUCUUUUCAGGUUUAAAAUUGUAACUUUUUUCUCAUAUCAAAAAAUCACAUUUUAUAUGUACCAUACUGUAUCUCACCACUGGUGUCCAAUGGUACUAAAAAACAUAAAUAAAAAACUUUUGUGUCAUUU